This is a messenger RNA of Rotaria sordida, 1362 nucleotides long. The record is from the annotation of a GenBank genome assembly. Lineage: Eukaryota; Metazoa; Rotifera; Eurotatoria; Philodinida; Philodinidae.
AUGGAAAAUUUAUUUGUUACAUUAAAUGAUUUACCAGAUGAAAUUCUUUUGAUAAUUUUUACAAAAUUAAAGAACGUUUCACUACUCUACUCUUUAGUAGGUGUUAACAAACGACUCAACACAAUUGUACGUGAUCCAAUUUUUACAAGUCAUUUAACAUUCAUGAGAUGUUUGUUAGAUGAUUCCAUAUACCCCUUACCUGAUUCAACGCUUGAUCGAUUUUGUUCACAAAUUUUACCGGUAAUUCAUUGUCAAAUCAAAUGGCUUGAUCUUGAAUCAUCAUCUAUGAAACGUAUACUUCGUGCUGUAAAUUAUCCAAAUAUAUAUGGACUUGGUUUAUUUGACAUUGACUUAGAAACAGCUCAAUUCCUCUUUGUUGAUGAAUAUUCUUUAAUUCAUAUAUAUAUAAAUCAAAUAACAUCAUUUAUUAUCGACAUAACUAAAAAUAAAAAUAAAAUCUCAAUAGAAGAAUUCCAUGUCUCUUUGGGAAAUUUCAUCGACUGUCUUUAUAUACUUGAUGGACGUUUCAAUCAACUUCGCACAUUUCAUGUUAAUAUUUCUCGCAUUUCCGUUUGUGGUCGAAAACUUAAUAAUAAGGAAAAACUACCUAAUUUAAGAUGUUUUUCGCUACACUCUUAUAUAUUUACAGAUGCUUAUGAUGAAUUAAUUAUACCACUUCUAUAUCGAAUGUCAAAUUUAGAAAAACUCGAUUUAAAUCUUUCUCUUUCUAUGAAAAAAGCAUUUGUUGAUGGAAAUGAUUUGAAGAAAAAUAUUAUCAAUCAUAUGUUACGAUUAGACAAAUUUACAUUUAAUAUUCGUUCAGUUCUUCAUCUUCAUAAUGAAAUUAAUUUACCAUCAAAUGAAGAUAUACAAAAUACAUUUCGUAAUUUUAAAAAUAACCAUAUCAUUUCUUGCCUCGAUUAUUUUCAAGAACAACAAAGUAGCCAGUGUCUUAUUUAUUCAUAUCCAUAUAAAUCAAAAUUUUAUAAGUAUAUAACAAAUAAUUUUUCAGGUGGAUUAUUCAAAUGUGUUCGUGAAAUAUCAUUAUUUGAUGUACAUCCUUUUGAACAUGAAUUUUUCCUUCGAAUUUCUCAAUCAUUUCCAUUUAUGCAAAAAUUGGCUUUACGCAAUUAUAAACCACAAAAUAACAAAUUAUGUAAAGAAUCAAAAAAUGACAAUCAAGAUUUAUCCAUCAUUAAAUAUCCUCAUCUUACUAAUCUUACACUUAGUAGAUCUCAUGAUGAUUAUGUUAAACAAUUUCUACUUGAUACGAAAACAUGUUUACCGAAUAAUGUUCAUCUUAACGUCACUUAUCAAACCUUGGAAAGGGUGACACCAGGGUUGCCAGAUCUUCCGAAAUGA